CGUCGAUCAUUAGUCUGUGCUGCUCACUUGUCUAGAGCAGUAGUCGCAGCUAUUAAUUAACACUGAUAAUAAACAUGACUAUAGUCACAGCGUCCCAUGGAGCGCGCCAAUUGUUCUUGGCUGGCACCAGAUCAAUGCAUGCUACUGCUGCCGCUGUUAAGCUUAAUUUGGCUGAUAAUGUGGUUGCUCCGCCCGUGCGCCCCUAUUCCGAAAUCCCACGACCCGGAAAACUUAGUUUUAUGCGCAGUUUUAUGCCAGGUGGUGAAUUCCACGACAAAUCGUUCUCCGAAUUUACUUCAAUGAUGCGUAAGCGCUAUGGAGAUCUCUUUAUAAUGCCUGGAGCGUUUGGUCGCAAGGACAGUUUGGUCACCUUCAGUACCAAGGAUAUUGAGAUGGUUUUUCGCAAUGAAGGCGUUUGGCCACAUCGCGAGGGCUUUGAUUCACUUGUUUACUUCCGUGAGAAAGUGCGCCCAGAUGUGUUUGGCGAGAAAAAGGGAUUAAUUGCCACACAAUCAGAGGAAUGGAGCAAGUUUCGAUCGGCUGUGAAUCCGGUUUUCAUGCAACCCAGAGGCCUCAAAAUGUACUACAAACCAUUGUCUAACAUUAAUAACGAAUUCAUCGAGCGCAUCAAGGAAAUUCGUGAUCCUAAGACACUGGAAGUCCCUGCGAACUUUGAGGAGGAAAUGGGUCGAUUGAUCUUCGAGUCGUUAGCUCUCAUUGCCUUCAAUCGUGAAAUGGGCAUCAUCCGGAAACAUCGUGAUAAUCACGAUGCUAUGACUAUAUUCAAAACAUCCCGAGAAAUUUUCAAGUUGGUCUUUAAGCUGGAUUUGCAGCCAUCGCCCUGGAAGUUUAUAUCGACGCCAACCUACCGUAAGAUGAUAAGAACACUCAGCGAAAGUCUUGAUGUCACACAGCGAAUGCUUGAUGACACUUGCGCGGAGCUGGAGAAGCGUCGCAAGGCUGGAGAGCCUGGGAGCAACAGCAUGUUGGAGCGAUUGAUGAAUAUUGAUCCAAAGAUUGCUUUGGUCAUGGGUCUGGAUAUUCUCUUUGCCGGUGUGGAUGCCACGACUGUGCUCUUGUCUGCAACAUUGCUGUGUCUCAGCAAGAAUCAGGAAAAACAGCACAAACUCCGUGAGGAACUGCUGCGAGUGAUGCCCAGCAAGGAGACAUUACUGAACGAUGAGACCAUGAAGGACAUGCCGUAUUUGCGGGCCGUAAUCAAGGAAGCCCUGCGCUAUUACCCUAACGGUUUUGGAACCUUCAGGAUUUGUCCGGGAGAUGUCACUCUCUCGGGUUAUAACAUUCCCAAGGGCACACAGAUUAUGCUCGCCUCCAAUGCCCUAAUGAAGGAUGAAAAGUAUUACACUUCACCAAAUGAUUUCUUGCCCGAGCGCUGGCUACGUGAUCCCGAGACAAACAAGAAAGCGCAGGUCAGUCCAUUUACGUUCUUGCCAUUUGGUUUUGGACCACGACAAUGCAUUGGAAAGCGGGUCGUUGAUCUCGAGGUGGAGACCGCAGUAGCCAAGAUUAUACGCAACUUCCAUGUGGAGUUUAACUAUGAUGCAAGCAAUCCGUACAAAACAUUCUUUGCCAUGGAACCACAAAUCCCAUUUCACUUCAAAUUCACUGACAUUGAUCAGUAGAAACAAAGCUUAAAACCAAACUACUAGUUAAUAAGGAAAAUAUAAUAUAAAUGUAGAAAUGUAAACAACGCAAAGAAAAACAGAAACGGCAUUAAAAACUUUCCAAAAUAAA
This is a messenger RNA of Drosophila nasuta, 1755 nucleotides long. RefSeq names its product putative cytochrome P450 12d1 distal, mitochondrial. Bases 75 to 1643 code for a protein of 522 amino acids. Lineage: Eukaryota; Metazoa; Arthropoda; Insecta; Diptera; Drosophilidae. The record is from RefSeq and is a predicted model, not a curated record. Gene Ontology annotation, molecular function: monooxygenase activity; iron ion binding; oxidoreductase activity, acting on paired donors, with incorporation or reduction of molecular oxygen. The transcript is spliced from 4 exons.